This is a messenger RNA of Linum tenue, 1587 nucleotides long. Lineage: Eukaryota; Viridiplantae; Streptophyta; Magnoliopsida; Malpighiales; Linaceae. The record is from the annotation of a GenBank genome assembly.
AUGAUGGAUACAGCGGGUGAGGUACCGAUAUAUGUUGGAGGGGAUGUCGACCGAGUUCAGCUGCUUGUUGAUCAAAUGUCAUAUUUUGAGUUGGUGAGUACAUUGAUCGAGGAUUUAGAGUAUUCGUCGGUGGAAAGGGUGUGGUAUUUGACUCCGGGACAAAGUAUGGAACAUGGGCUGCACGAGAUACGCACUGAUGCCGACGUUAUUAAUGGUUUACUUGUGGCUGCCGAGCUAGGAGAGGUGUCUUUGUUUUUUGAAGCAACUAAGUUCAUUCAUGAGAUGGGAGACAACUAUGGGCAUAGCGAGGAGGUUGAAGAUGAGGAGGGUGAUAACUCUGUUGUAGCAGAGUUCGUCCGGUUAGAUGAAGAUGAUGCUCAAACGUCGGAUGAGGAAUACCAUGAAAUUCGGGCCCGAUAUCGUCGCAUGCUACAGCGGUCUAGGAUUGGGGAGAAUGGAUCUGGAGAAGAAGUUGAUCAGUUGUUUGUAGAACCUGAUGAGGUGAACGAGACUGUUCAACCUAGUGUGAAUAUCGAUGAAGAAGCCGCCAAGGGACAAGAAGAGGAGGUUCAGAAUAGUGGUUGUAUGGGUGAUGAUGAAGCUCAAGGGUCUGAAGCAACAGUCUAUCGGGGGUCUGAGAACUCAGAUCAUGUUCGUGGCAACAUUGGCGAGGAAGAUGAAGUCUCUAUGAUCGACAAGUGUCAUUUUUAUGAUCCCAAUUGCGAUCAUAAGACAUUGUUGAUCACUACCCAUAUGAGGUUUGCUAGUCCUCAGCAGUUUAAAGAUGCCAUUACAAGACAUUCCAUCGAAAUUGGUGCUGAUAUACGAUGGGUUCGUAGUAGUGAGAAGAAAAAAGAGGUUGUCUGUGCACAGAAGUGUAGCUGGAGGGUGUAUGCUUCUUGGUAUGGGAAGAGAGAGACCUUUAUGAUCAAGGGUGUUGGUACACCACAUGAUUGCCCGCGUUCAUUUCGAAUCCGUGGUGCUACUGCCAAGUGGAUAGCUACUGAAUAUCUGGAGCGGUUUAGGGUGGAGCAAGAGUGGGAUGUGAAUUUGAUGGCAGCUGAGAUAAAGCAGAAGCACAACCUAGAGGUGACACGAAAAGCUUGUUACCGAGCUCGCAUAGAAGCAAGGCGCAUUCUCCAUGGCACGUUGAAAGAAGAUUUUCAUCGGAUGCGUUCAUAUGUAGGGCAUCUUCAGAGAGUGGACCCGGAUGGAACAUUUCGUCUAGAGGUUGAUUUGGAACCUGGAUCCGAGAAGGUCUACUUCAAGCGAUUUUAUGUGGGUUUUUCAAGCUUGGCUCGAGGGUUCUUGGAGGGGUGUAGGCCUUUCUUCUGCCUUGAUGGAUGCUUUUUGAAAGGUGAAGUUAAAGGCAUGCUACUUAGUGCAGUUGGAAAGGACGGAAACAAUCACAUGUAUCCGAUAGCCUGGGCAGUAGUCGAGUCUGAGAAUGGGAGUUCGUGGACAUGGUUUAUUCAAACAUUGCAAGAAAAGCUGCAUCUUGGAGAUGGAAAUGGUUGGACUAUUGUUUCCGACCAACAAAAGGUAAGCUUACUACAUCAAUUUGACUAUUGUUUACAAUUCGGCUGA